Molecule: messenger RNA, 2896 nt
Organism: Paramecium octaurelia
Lineage: Eukaryota; Ciliophora; Oligohymenophorea; Peniculida; Parameciidae
Source: the annotation of a GenBank genome assembly
AUGAAAUAAUCGUAAGUGAACAAAUUUCUUGCAAAUAUGACUAAUAGACAAUAUCUUUAGAGUGUGGCAUCUCCUACAACAACUGCUCCAAGCAAACACAAAAAGAAUGGCAGCUCAACUAUCAUAACUGGAAAUAAAUAUUUGGUAUAUGCUAAACAUUCUUCCAGACUAUUCAAAGACUCUUCUUCUAAACUUCCACUCUUGACAACGGUUAUGAAAACUGAAUCUUAAGAUACUCCUAAAACAGCAAUAAUGAGAACACGCAAAACUAGUGCAAAUUUAGGAGACUUUCGUAUUACACAAUUACACCACAGAAAUAAAACUGAGACUAUUCUACUUUAAAAUAACUUCACCAUUUUAAAACAAGAGGAACUCAAAGAUAAUUUUGAGGAAAUCUAAAAAGAAGAAUAGCCUCAAAUACCUUAGGUUCAAAAAUCAAUAGAACCAAUAUAAUAAUCUUUUGUUACAACUCAUAUACGUGAUUCAAUUAAAAUUUUACCAAAAGUGCAUUUAACUGAAGUUUUAGGCGAGUCAUAUCAUUUUACAUAAAUCAACUACAAUAGCUCUAAAAUAGCUAAAAUUUAAAUUAAAUCAUAGAUUAAUGAAAUCGAAUCAUUAAAUGAAAAGAGUUGCCAUCUAACGAGAAAACUUACGCAAUUAUUGAAUACACAUAGAGAAAAAUAAAAUUUGGUUGAUGUUGAAAUCAAAAAAAAGAAAGAAAUUCCUAAUUUCACAGACCGUGUAUUUACUUAAACCUUGAGUAACAUGCCUGAUGAAAGAAGUCCAAAAAUUAAUGAAUCCAAAUUUAAUUAAAAAUUGAGCACUAUUGCCAAGAAGCAAUCCAAAAUAAACUAUAAUUAUAGUGUUUAAGAGACUGAAUCACUUACUCCUUUGAAAACUAUAGUAGAGGCUCUAAAGAAUGAUAGGAAAGACAAUAAAGAAAAAAAUAAUAGUGAACUCCAAUAAACAACCCAACAAAUUUCAAAUAAAAAACUUAAAAUCACAGUUAUUUAUGAAGAGAAUGAAUAAUAAAUAGAAUUUCAUUUACCUAGCUACAUUAAUGAAACUUAGCAAUACCAAGAGUAGAUUGAAGUUAAGGAAACCAAACAAUCUAAUAUUUAUUCUUUAGUUUCAAAAUCAAUGCUUCAAAAGUAAACGAUGUCCCAAUAUUUUCUAGCAAAUUUGCUUUGAGACUAGUCAAAAAGUUUGGAGAUAGAGUCAUCUAAACUCAAGAAGAUAAUGAUGCAAUUGAAAAUUUUAAUUCUUUUAAAGCAUCCCAAUUCACUAGAUAUUAUCUCUAAAAUCAUAUCUAAAAAUGUUUGGAAACUAAAUAUUAAACCAAAAUUGAUAAUGAUGGUAUUCAAAUCAAUAGAUACGAAAUAUUUGAUUACCCUGUCUGCUAAGAAACCUAUUAUGAAAUGCUCAGCAAAAGUUCUAACUAAGUUGGAGUAGAUUAGUACAAUAUUUAAAUCAAUGUAAAUAUUUCUUCAAUAUAAGAAAAGCAAAACUAAAAGACUAUGUGAAAUUCAAAAUACCUUCUACUAAGUUUCUUAGAAAUAAUUCGAUUUGCAUCAAGUUGACAAUAGCAUCUUAAGUCCUUCUGGAUCAUAAUUAGAUUUAAGUGAUCUUGAAAUGCAAAACUACUUUAAGAUUAAUUACAUUUAUUAUAUCUUAAAUUUAGUUUCAGUAAGCGAUUUAAAGUAAGCUCAAUUAAGAUUAAUUGUCAACACUAUAGACGAUGAAACCAAAAAUAAGUUCCUACAUGAAGAGUUAAUGAAAUUUCCUGAAAUCAUAAAUGUUAUAACUCAAAAUUAAGAAGAUCUUGAUAUUCAAUGUAUCAUUGUUUUUUAUAAAGAGAGUUAUAGUUGAUUAAUCAAUUAGAAACCAAAUUGGCUUCAAGAGAUCAAACCAUAAUCAAGAAUUAAUUUGCAAACAAGUUUUACUCUCUUUAGGUUGGUUUUUUUGAAGAUUAUUUUAGUCACUAAGUUAGUGCGCUAGAAAAAAUAUAUAUUGAUGAUUGCAGAACCAUGAGAGAUCUCGAUAAACUCAAUAUCAAGGACAGAAUCAAAACUGAGCAACAUUCUAAUCUGAAUAUCCCUUCUAUUUCUAGAAGCCGACUCGCCUCCCCAACAGGCUCUGUAUUUAUAUUAAAUUAUAACAAGAGUGAAUCCAAAACCUUGUAAAAAGAAUUGAAUCCUAUGAUAACCAAAGGAUUAUUGCUAAAGAAACACAAAAGACAGAAAAAUUUAUUGACCACUCAAAAAUUUGCUACUUCCACGAGAGUCAUCCAACAAGGGAGUUCCAGCAAUUUAUAAACCUUAUUGCAUGCCAAUACAAAUACAAACACAAACACAAACACAAACACAAACAUAAACCCACUUCUUAAUCAAUAAAAAAGCUAAAAGUUCUAAACUCAAUAAAAAGAUACCGAACCUUAAGUAAAUAAUAAUGAAACCUAAAGGAAUAUUUAAAUUAAACAACAUUUUAAUUAAUAAUCAUCUAUGGAUCCCUCAUCCUUAUUAUUUAGAAAUAUGUUAUUAUAGGAAAGCUCUUAGAAUGAUAAAUCAAAUAUCGAAAGAGUCUUCUCCUUAAUCGAAGAUCAUAGAUUGAUAGAUUUAAAAGAUUUGCUCCAUCAUGAUCAAAAUAUAAAUAUCAAUACCCAAGAUUAAAAUGGCAAUACAUUUUUAAUAUGGGCAGCUAGGACUGGAGCAAGAGAUGUUAUAUAAUUUUUAUUGCGCCAAGGAGCAGAUAUUUCAAUAAAGAAUGUAAGCAUACUAUCUAAUUAAACUAGAACUCUGGUAUAAAUGCUAUUUAAAUGGCUGUAAAUAACUACCAUUAUCAAGCAGCAGAUGAAAUAAAUAGAUUUGGUAGAUCGAAUUCUUACAUAGCAAAUUGA